Molecule: messenger RNA, 762 nt
Organism: Panicum hallii
Lineage: Eukaryota; Viridiplantae; Streptophyta; Magnoliopsida; Poales; Poaceae
Product: NADH dehydrogenase [ubiquinone] 1 alpha subcomplex subunit 6
Exons: 2
Coding region: 136-534 (132 amino acids)
Biological process (GO): response to oxidative stress
Source: RefSeq, a predicted model, not a curated record
GACACCUCCCACAGCUAUCGCAGGUCCGCGGCCAAAUCACGUGGCCUCCCGGAGCUCGAACCGAAGCCACCACCAGCACGACCCACCGGCGAGGGAGAGGGCGAGAGGCGGCGCGGCCGGAGGAGUGGGGUAACGAUGGCGUUCACGAUGCGCGCGGUGAAGGUGCCCCCGAACUCGGCGUCGCUGGAGGAGGCGCGGCACCGCGUGUUCGACUUCUUCAAGCAGGCCUGCCGCUCCAUCCCCACCGUCAUGGAGAUCUACAACCUCGACGACGUCGUCACCCCCUCCCAGCUCCGCUCCACCAUCGCCAAGGAGAUCCGCAAGAACCAGAACAUCACCAACCCUAAGGUUAUUGAUAUGCUUCUGUUCAAGGGGAUGGAGGAGCUGAACAACAUAGUUGAGCACGCAAAGCAGCGCCAUCACGUGAUUGGGCAGUAUGUGAUUGGCCAAGAGGGCCUGGUGCAGGAGCUGGGUUCAAAGGACCAAGGGAGCUCCGAUUUCCUGAAGAAAUUCUACAGUAGCAAUUACUUCUGAUCAGAAUUAGAGAUUUUCGCCUUCUGUAAUAGUCGGGAGAUGCUCCAAAUAAGAUGCUGAGGACCUACCGGACCCUGUUAUUUCGCCACUGGAGGUUUUGAUUUAUUUGGCCGAAUCCUCUGCUCAAUGUGAUGUUGCUGUUAGUUGUUUCACUUUGUGGAUUGUUGUUGUACUUACGGAAUUGAUGUUUAUGAAUCGAGCCUAAGAAGAUCGAGCUUCGUGCCUUUU